Messenger RNA from Lingula anatina, 5073 nucleotides. Its product is annotated as ATP-dependent RNA helicase TDRD9. Lineage: Eukaryota; Metazoa; Brachiopoda; Lingulata; Lingulida; Lingulidae. Gene Ontology annotation, cellular component: intracellular anatomical structure. Gene Ontology annotation, molecular function: ATP binding; helicase activity; RNA binding. The record is from RefSeq and is a predicted model, not a curated record.
AUCCAUGUGAAGGAGGACCCUGUAAACAUGCACUUCGUGUAGUACAUCAUUACAUUAAGGCUGUAAGGCUAAAGCAGAAAUUUCAUUAAAAAUUUCCUUUAAAAUAUGAGUCGUUUAGGAGCUGAACUGACCUUAGAACAGGUCGAUGAUUGGUUCAGAAUUGGAAGAGCAGUCCCCAAAGUUCAGACGGUCCCUCGGAGCAAAUCUGGAGGGAGAGAGUUGAAUCAGAACAUGCAACCUAUAGUGAAACCAGCGCGUCCAUAUGUACCGCGGUAUAAAAGACACACAAGAGAAGGCAACCCAUAUCAAACACAAUAUGCCAAACAUUAUCAGGAUGUAGAAAACAGCCAGUUAAUCAGUGGUGGGGUGUGUACUAAAACUGACCAGUCUCUCGGCAGAGAUUCUGAUACUUCACAUCAGCUGGAUUUAGAAGGUAUAAGUGACACCAUGAGUACAGUGAGUUUCUUGCCAGAAGAACCUCCAAAUUCCACUGCUGUGUAUAGAAAUUACAACUUUGAGCACACAUAUGAUAAGAAUCUACCUAUUACACACUAUCAUGAAGAUGUUGUGGAUACCAUUGAAAGCAACAGAGUGACCGUCAUCCAAGGAUCUACAGGUUCGGGCAAAACAACCCAAGUGCCACAGUACAUUCUGGAUCACUAUGCACAAGCUGGGAAGUACUGUAAUAUUGUUGUCACUCAGCCAAGGAGGAUAGCAGCAAUGAGCAUUGCUAGGAGGGUGUGUCAGGAGAGGGGCUGGCGAUUAGGCAGUGUGGUGGGAUAUCAGGUUGCAUUGGACCGUUUUGGCAGUGAUGACACCAGGCUGAUGUAUGUGACAACUGGGGUGCUGCUGCAGAAGCUUAUUAGUGCCAAGAACAUGCGGGAGUUCACACAUGUGGUACUGGAUGAGGUUCAUGAGAGAGAUGAAGAUUCUGACUUUUGCCUUCUGGUUGUGAGGAAACUGUUACGUAGUAACUCUCCACAUGUAAAGGUUGUUUUGAUGUCAGCCACAUUUGAUUCUGAUAUGUUUGCUGGGUACUUUGGCACCCCUGUGCUAGGAAAGGUAGAACCUGCACCUGUUGUGUCAGUGGAAGGAAGAGCCUACACAGUGUCAGAAUAUUAUGUUGAAGAUUUGAAAACUCUUGGUGAGCUGCCUGAGCUAGAACCCAACAAUCCUUGUAUACCCAGUGAGUCGAUGAACCUGUGCAAGAAACUCGUACAGCAGUUUGAUAAUUUAGAAAUACAAGAUCAAGGUAAAACUGUCAAUGGAUUUGCUCCAAAAAGAGGAACGGUGCUGAUAUUUCUGCCAGGUAUGGGAGAGAUAAAAGAUCUGGAAGACCAUUUGAGAGAACUCACAGAAUCACACAGGCUUUGGGUUUUGCCCCUGCAUUCUUCCAUAACUGCAGAAGAGCAAACCAGGGUGUUUGAUCUACCACAGUCUGGGUUCAGAAAGAUAAUUUUGUCCACUAACAUUGCAGAAAGUUCCAUCACAGUGCCUGAUAUUAAAUAUGUGAUAGACUUCUGCCUGACCAAGGUGUUAGUUUGUGAUCCAGAGACCAACUACUCUAGACUUCAGGUAGAGUGGGCUUCCAAGGCAAACUCCAACCAGAGAAGAGGUCGUGCUGGGCGUGUGUCUGAUGGCAGAGUGUACAGGAUGGUCUAUAGGAAGUUCUAUGAGGAGCACAUGCAGGAAUAUGGCAGACCCGAGAUGCAGAGGAGUCCACUAGAUCAGCUUAUAUUACAAGUAAAACUGCUGGAUCUUGGUGAGCCCAAAGCAAUUCUUGGCAUGGCUCUCUCCCCACCAAACCUAGAUGACAUAGAAAGGACCAUUUUAAUGCUGAAAGAAGUUGGUGCCCUGUCAUCACUGUCCAGUGGAGCGGUCAACCCCCAUGAUGGAGAGCUGACCUUCAUAGGGCGGGUUCUGGCUAGUCUGCCAGUGGACAUCAGAAUAGGGAAACUCUUCAUGUUAGGACAUGUGUUUGGAUUGCUAGAACAAUGCAUUAUUAUUGGUGCUGCAAUGUCCCUGAAAAGCUUUUUUGCAAGGCCUUUCAAUGCUGAUCUCAAUGCUUACAAGUCCAGACUUGGCUGGGCAGAUGGAAGUUUUAGUGACAGUAUUGCCUACCUCAAUGCAUACAAAACAUGGGAGUCUAACAAGCAGGAUCCAUAUUCAGGAUUCAAAGGGUUAGUAAGUAGAGAGCAGCAGUGGUGCAAAAGUCAGUUCAUUCAGAUCCGUAGAAUUGCUGAGGUGGCCACACUGGUCAAGGAGUUGACUGACCGUCUGGCCAAAUUCAACAUACGCAUUCCUAGAGGCAGGCACAGGUUGCCACCAAAUCCUGGACAGGAUCUGCUGAUACUCAAGGUGGUGAUUGCUGGUGCAUUUUAUCCAAACUAUUUUAUCAAUGGCGCCAGUGAUGAACAGGAUGCUAUUCGUAGCAUGUCUGGGAAAGAUCCAUGCACCACUGUCAUGGUCAAGAAUCUUCCAGCCAAUCAGGGUGCUUUGUACAAGCAUGCUAUAGAGAACUUGUUUAUGUGUUGUGGAAAGAGACCUAAGGUGCACUUUGAAGAAACCAAGGCUUAUAUAGAGUUUGAGAGAGAUCCCAAUUCUUCACAGACACAGCUUAUAGAGCCACCAGUCUAUGUGGCUUUGAAGUUGAAACAGCUGAAGCCUGUGUGUUUGGAAUUAAAUCUCAUUGAUCCAGAGCAGGCAAGGAUCAGGAUGGAGCAACUACAGAGGAUUCAGGAUGCCAAGCUCCAGACUGAAAAAAGACUAAGAACAAACAGAAUCAAAGCAGCAACUGACCAGGCAAGCUCAGUGAGUGUCAGACAAGUCCCACUACCUAAGGCCUCUCAGACCACCAUUACACUCUGUGUAACAGAGGUAAUAGACUGUGGUCAUUUUUGGGCCCAGUAUGGAGAUGAAGAUACCAGAAGAACCAUGGCACACAUACAGACAGCACUCAACAUGCAUAAUGGGAGAGACUUACAGGAUUUAUCUCCCAAUCAGAUAAAAGUUGGAAUUCAGUGUGUAGCUCCAUUCAUGGAUGUGACAGAAGAGUUUUACAGGGCCACUGUGUGUUCUGUGGUAGACAUACAACUAGUACAGGUGUUUUUUGUGGACUAUGGGAACAAAGCUUUGAUGAGGAAAGACAGGUUAAAGCAGGCUCAUCCACAGCUGGUGGACCACCCAUAUCAGGCAUUUGAGUGCUUUCUCAGUGGCAUCAAACCAUCUGCCAUGAAGUUUCCAGAUGGCAAAUGGCCCAUAGAUAUCAUACAGAAGUAUGGAGAGAGGAUUGCAAAUAAAGUUGUAUAUGCAAAGGUCUACUCCAUCAUAAACAAUGCACUACGUGUGGAGCUAGUAGAGAAACUUCCUGGCAGUGAAAGGUUUAGCAGUUUUAAUGAACUGUUAAUUAACCAUGGGGUGGCUGAUGUGGCAGAGGAGACAUACCAGUCCAGGCAAAAUCAUCAGCAGCGUUUGGAGGAGGCAAUUUGUGACUCUCACAUAGCAAGUGGGAGUCUGGGCACACCAAAAGAUAACUGGCUAGAACUGCCUAUUGAUGAUUAUGACCUCCAGAGAACUGCACACAGAGGAAGGAAGUUCAGACUUCAUGGUCCCUGGAAUCCCUAUGAGAUGUCAUUUUACAACAUGACUAACAUUGGAACACUUCGAGCUGCCAAUAUAGAUAGAAUGAGUGUGAACACCAUUGUGCUGAAUGAGGAGCCCCAGGACACCCAUGCAAGACUUAUGGUAGCUGGCUUUGUACGUAUGAAUGCCACUGGUAGUGCCAUGAUUGCCAAUGACACAACCCUUAUGCCAAACAUCCACGGUCUGCCGGCACUGAUUACACUGCUGUUUGCUCCAACAGCAGAACUGAGAACGGACCGCCUGAAGACCAGGUAUACUGGGGCUCUGUGUGGUUUGGGCUGGGAUGAGGAGACUGGAGGCCCAGCACUGCCAGAUCAUGAUAUAGAGAUUACCUUUGACACUAAGAUUGACAUAGCAGACAUAUGCAAGAUCAAUGGAGUUAAGAUGGCCAUUAACCUGGCAAUAGGCAGCGAAAGCUCCAGCUCGGAUUGGGGGCCUGAUCUGGUCAAUACGAUACAGCACUCAGCAAGAAAGAAACUCAUGAGUUUGCUUGAAAGAAGACGGGUGUCUGUAGAGCCCAAAAACUUUGAAUGGCCUUACAGGUGGAAUAUGGUGAAUGAAGAUGAUCUACUAUAUAAUGCAGUAGACGAUACUGAGGCGAACUGCCCCACAUUACUCAACUUGUUAAAAGGCAUUGCAAUCAGCCAGCCGGAUGAGGAAGAGGACGAUGAUCCAGAGACCAAACAAGAAAAAAUGAGAAAGCAUUUGGAUUGGCUUGAGAGUAAAGCUGGCAAAUCCAUAGCAGAGGAGAAGAUCUUAUGUGAGGUGUGUAAUGUGAUGUGUAACAGUCCCAGGGAUGUAUACAUACAUAUCCAGACCAGAGCACACAGACAGGAAGUCACAACAUGUCUCAUGUAAAGCGAGCUUCACUUUGGCUUAUGUCAUGACCUUGACAUUGAGUCUCAUUAUUUCAAACUUGCCAAGCUUGCAAGAGGCACAAGUUAUGUUGUGGAAAAUUACAAUCGACAGCAUUUGUCAAUUCCCUCUCUAACAUGAUGUCUCUACUCAUUAGAACUUGUCAGUUAUGUUGAAAAACCAGCACAGUAUUGUAGUGCAAAUUAUCCAUUUUAAUAGCACAAACUAUGUUAUCAUGUCUGAAAGCCAAAAAGGAUAUUGACAGUGCAACACGUGACGCAGUAACAAUUGCUUUAAACACUGCUACCUGUGUUUCAUUCACAAACUGUGCAAACUUUCUUAUUUUACUGACUGAAUGUUCGGGCGUUCAGUCCGUUUUUCUCUUUGCAAGAGGCAGAAGAGGAAAUUUGUUUCAAUAUUUGCAGUUCUGAUAUGGCAUUUUCUGUAUUUUUUAUGUAAGCUUUGCUGAAGUCCAGCAAGCUUUCAUCCAGAUCUACCCAAAAACAUGGUGCUCAAGAAUAAUUAUUUAAACUAUAUUUCCAUACUUUAUUUUAUGUAAUAAAAGUUGUUCAGUAU